AUGCGAAUCUCUCUUCUACUCGGUUUCUUGGGCACCGCCGUGACUAGCCUUCCUACCAAUGAGCGCGAGUUCGUGGACGCUGGUCGCGGCAAGAUCCCCAUUGGUCGAGCAUGCACAGGAGUUGGAUUGGCAGAAACCUGCACUACCUUGACCAUGACGACUCCAAACGAGUGUGUGACUGCGGUCAGCAAAGAACUCCCACUCGACCGAUGUAUCAUGUCUCUCGAAAUCACCGCCCGCCAACCCUGCGCCUUCUUCUCCCUGGAAGCUUGCAUCAAUCCCGCAGGCACCCACGCUAUGGUCGUCCAAGGUCCAGCCCGACUCCCGACUCUACCGGGAGCGAUGCAAGAUGCGAUUCAAGCGUACAUAUGCGGCCCAAAUGCGACGAACUUCGCGCCGAAUGCGACUAUGGCUGCUGGAACUGUUGUCGUAAAUAUUCCAAAGCAUGUUCGGAAUGUUGAGGUUAAGGAACGGGAUGAUGAGGGUACGAUUCCCGAUGACGGCCGCGGGGCCACCAUCUUCAAACAGCAAGACCUGAUCGGCGAAACAGUUCCUGCCGACAAAACCGCCAUCCCGGGAAACGCUUGGUGCACUGAUCUGACCAUGAUCUAUGGGAACUGGGAUGGUCGAGUACGCUCUCUUGUUGUUCAGCUGGGAUAUAAGUGUCAGUUUUAUACAACCUAUGGAUGUCCAUCUAGCAGCCCAAAACUAUCCCUCGGAUCCAAAGAUGAGUCAACGAAACUGCGGACGCUGAGUGAGGAGUUCGACGAGAAGAUUCAUAGUGUCGUUUGCGUGAAGAUCUAG
Messenger RNA from Lindgomyces ingoldianus, 804 nucleotides. RefSeq lists its product as uncharacterized. Lineage: Eukaryota; Fungi; Ascomycota; Dothideomycetes; Pleosporales; Lindgomycetaceae. The transcript is spliced from 4 exons. The coding region runs from base 1 to 804 and encodes 267 amino acids. The record is from RefSeq and is a predicted model, not a curated record.